AUGCUCACGACUGCGAGUGCGGAGAGGCUGGAGGCUUUCGACGCAGCGCAGCUCAAGAUCAUGCGCAUGGCGGGUACGUCCGUGCCGCCGGACGUUCUUCAGCAGAUACGCGACAAGGAGACCGGAUCGGAGAUGUGGGCGGAGCUCUGCAACCUGUACGAGGGCAAGCAGAAUGAAGCCAUCAAGGCCUACACGAUUCGAGCAACAGAGCCCGAGCUAACAGUAAGAUCGGCCAAGAUCUCGCGGCCGCCCAUUCGCGGAAAAACGGCCCAAUCCGCGCGCGCCGUCCCUUCAGUUCAAGCGCGCGGCCGCCCAACCGCCGAGCCACGCACUAUUGAAUCCGCCAAGUGCCACGCAAGCGCCGCCGAUCCAAGAGCAAGCCCCAACAGCCCAAGAGCCCCUAGCGACUACAAACACAUUAGAUCCACCAUGUCCGAGUUCAAAAUGACCAUCUGCUGCAUGGGCGCCGGCUACGUGGGCGGCCCCACCAUGGCCGUGAUCGCUGCCAACUGCCCGGACGUCAAGGUCGUGGUCGUGGACGUGUCCGAGAAGCAGAUCGCCAAGUGGAACGCGCCCGACGAGAUCCCCAUCUACGAGCCGGGCCUCAAGGAGCUCGUGGACGCGCGCCGCAACAAGAACCUCUUCUUCUCCACGGACCUGGACAAGUACAUCAACGAGGCCGACAUCAUCUUCGUGUGCGUCAACACGCCCACCAAGACGAGCGGCAUCGGCGCCGGCAGCGCCGCCGACACCAAGAACUGCGAGGCCUGCGCGCGCAGGAUCGCGGACGUGGCCACGGAGGGCAAGAUCGUCGUCGAGAAGUCUACGGUGCCCGUGCGCACGUCCGAGAGCAUCAAGGCCGUGCUGCGCGCCAACUCCAAGGGCCUCAAGUUCGAGGUGCUGUCCAACCCCGAGUUCCUGGCCGAGGGCACGGCCAUCGACGACCUGCAGAAGCCCAGCCGCAUCCUCAUCGGUGGCGCCGAGACGGCCGAGGGCCACGCCGCCGUCGAGAAGCUCGUGAGCGUCUACGCGCACUGGGUGCCGCGCGAGCGCAUCAUCACGACCAACGUCUGGUCCUCGGAGCUGUCCAAGCUCGUGGCCAACGCCUUCCUGGCGCAGCGCAUUUCGAGCAUCAACUCGAUCUCCGCCGUGUGCGAGGCCACGGGCGCCAACGUGCACGAAGUGGCCCGUGCCGUGGGCGCCGAUGACCGCAUCGGCGCCAAGUUCCUCAACUGCUCCGUGGGCUUCGGCGGCUCGUGCUUCCAGAAGGACAUCCUGAACCUCGUGUACCUGGCCGAGAGCUUCCACCUGCCCGAGGUGGCCGACUACUGGCGCCACGUCGUGACCAUGAACGAGUACCAGAAGACGCGCUUCGCCACGACCAUGAUCCGCCGCAUGUUCAACACGGUGACCAACAAGAAGAUCUGCAUCUUCGGCUUCGCCUUCAAGAAGGACACGGGCGACGUGCGCGAGACCCCCGCGGCCACGAUCGUCAAGUACCUGCUGGAGGAGAAGGCCAACGUGGCCGUGUACGACCCGCAGGUCAUGCUCGAGGACAUGAUGCACGAGCUCGAGUACCAGGGCGUGAACCCCACCAACCACCCGCAGAUGGAGAAGCUGCUCACAGUGUAUAACGACCCGUACGAGGCCGCCAAGGACUCGCACGCCAUCGCCGCGCUCACCGAGUGGGACGAGUUCAAGACGCUCGACUACGCCAAGAUCUACGCCAACAUGACCAAGCCCGCCUUCUUCUUCGACGGCCGCAACAUCCUGCCGCACGACAAGAUCGCCGAGCUCGGCGCCAAGGUGUACGUCAUCGGCCGCGCCGACGUCAUCUCGGGCGAGCUGCCCUUCUAG
This is a messenger RNA of Phytophthora sojae, 1857 nucleotides long. RefSeq lists its product as hypothetical. NCBI's taxonomy places the organism in Eukaryota, Oomycota, Peronosporomycetes, Peronosporales, Peronosporaceae. The coding region runs from base 1 to 1857 and encodes 618 amino acids. The record is from RefSeq and is a predicted model, not a curated record. Gene Ontology annotation, cellular component: nucleus; cytosol. The transcript is spliced from 2 exons. Gene Ontology annotation, biological process: glycosaminoglycan biosynthetic process. Gene Ontology annotation, molecular function: NAD binding; UDP-glucose 6-dehydrogenase activity.